AUGUGUGGGGACAGAGCUGAUCAGGGGUUAUUUUCUGAAGGGCUCAGGUCACAGACAGCAUCUGUUCUCACUGCCGCAGCUCCGAGCAGAGCUGGGAGAGCGCGUACGACAGCCGCAGAUCCAGGCACUGGAGUGGAAGGAAGCAGAAGAGGAGGGGCGGGAGGAAGCUGAGCUGCAGCUGCUUUGCCUCUGCUCCAAGCUCCCAGGGCAGCUUCAUCCUCAGCCCUUCUUGCAUGGCCUUUUCCUCUGCCACAAGAACUUCUCCAGCAGCAGCUGCCAAACCUGCAGUUCCUCUUGGAUGAGACAAAUUCUUCAACCCCCUUUUUUGCCAGUUCCUGCAAGCAUCUGCACCAGAGAUAAAGCUUGAAGGAUUCAUCUGAAGAAAAUUGCUCCCCAAAGGAAAGGUACAGAGUACUGGAAAAGCCAAGCAUUCAACCUCUUGCCACCACCAAGAAACACUGACCUGCCCGACAGCAGUCAGGGCUACAGCGACUGCUCCCUGCCUUCCAAGCAGCUUGGCUCCAUGGAGGAGCAGACAGACAACUUUGUGCUUUCCCUCGGAGCCAAAACCAGCAAGUGCAGCCUUGAGACAAACCAAACAGAGGCCCCAACAUGUUGGUCAGGACCAAUCAGAGGUGGCCCAGAGGUAGUGAUUGUACCAGUGCUUUUUGGGUUGAUUUUUAUCCUGGGAAUGGUGGGAAACACGUUGGUGUUAGUUGUUUUGGGGCGUCUCCGGCCUGGGGGACGCCCAUCACGCAGCGCUACCAAUAUCUUCAUCCUGAACUUGAGCAUUGCAGACUUCUCCUUUCUGGUCUUCUGCAUCCCCUUCCAGGCCACCAUCUACUCCCUGCCAGAGUGGAUCUUUGGUGCCUUCUUUUGCAAGUGGGUUCACUACUUGGCCAUGGCAACAAUGCUGGUCAGCAUCUUUACUCUGGUGGCUAUGUCUGUGGACAGAUACAUUGCUGUGGUCCAUGCAAAGCGUUCACCCUGCAUCCGCAGCAAGCGCAACGCUGCCCUCGGCGUGGGUGUAAUUUGGCUGCUGUCUCUUCUCAUUGCCAUCCCCGUGGCCCAGCACCAGGCCCUCAUGAGUGGUCAUCAGCAAGCACCCAACAGCUCCUUCUGCUGGGAGCACUGGGCAAACAGUUCAACAGCCAAGCAGAUGUACAAGAUCACCAUCCUGCUGGUGGGAUACCUCCUGCCCCUGGUGCUCAUCACCUGCUGCUAUGCCAAGGUUUUAUAUCAUCUCCAUACGAAAGUAAAGAACAUUUCCAAGAAGUCAGAAAGGUCAAAGAAGAAGACAGCUCAGACGGUGCUUCUCGUGGUCGCUGUGUUCCUGCUGUCUUGGCUGCCACACCACAUCAUCACGAUGUGGGCAGCGUUCGGGCAGUUUCCCCUGAACAACACCUCCUUCGCCUUCCGCAUCAUCUCCCACUGCUUAGCCUACGGGAACUCUUGCAUCAACCCCAUCAUCUACGCUUUCCUCUCGGAAAACUUCCGCAAAGCCUGCCGGCAAGUCUUUGCCUGCAAGCUCCUCCUGCGGCCGGCUCCCACCGAGAAACGGGUCAGAGUACGCACGGAGAACUUCUCUACCGUGCUCUCAACCACUAACGUGUGAAUUGGGCUCACAAAUUUCAGGAGGAAUUCAGGAGGAAAAGGUGCUGUCUGGGUAUACAAGUACAUUUCAGGGAGUGGCGCAGCCUGCAAAAGUGUGGAUUUUGUCAGAUAUGGCAGUGGUAGGAGGCAUUUUUCCAUCUGGCUGUUGGGCCACUUGACACAGGUUGUCCCAAGGUACGUUGCUAGGCACUGGGCUCCGUGCAGCAGAAGUAUCUGAAUGUCUUUAUAGGGCCCACAAGUUAGGAUCCAUACACAGUUGUAGUUAUGGCCAUACAAUCCAAAAUAAGAGUUACACAGAAGGUAGAAUACAGACAGACAAGAAAAGAGCAGUUAAUUGUGAAUGUAGAGAGUCACGAGGAUGUAAAUAAUGAGUGCUGUGAUGUUUAGAGAGCACAGAAAGGCAGUUUGGGAAAAUUCAAACUAAAAAGUCCUUGAAUAUGUCUUUGUUUCCUAAACAAGUUUGACCAUAUGCGAGCUACACAUAUUUUUAGCUCACUAGCUGCGAUGGGGUCUCCAAAUCUCAUUGAAGGCUUUGCUACAUUUUUUACCUACUGGUCAGUAAAAUAUUUCACAUGACAUGUAUCAGUGAUGUGUAUUUCUGCAUUUGGUGGCUCUGUAUCAGCUUACAUGUCCCCACGUUUGAAUGUCUGCAUGCUCCUGAAUGUAACUACUGCUGUUAAUCACUGGCUCCAGUAACCGUCUCUUGUGAGCAACAGUAAGAGUGUUAUUUGUUAAUAUGUGCUUGAAAGAACUGUGGUUUUGUUUGAAAGUAAUGUUUACAAGUCUUCAUUGGUAAAGUGUUCUCUGAGUAUAUCUACCCAAAGCUUUUAUUGGCCUCUUCAGUAUAUAAAUGCCAAAAGGUUUUGAGUUUUUUGGAUAAACUCUUUUGAUCAACAGUGCCCUACCAACCAUCAGUUUAGAGCAUUUGUGGGGAGUUCAAGGUUACUGUUUGUAAAUAUAUAAAGUGCAUAUUACUUCAAAAUUAAAAAGCAUAUGGCUGAACGAACUUUAUUAUUUCACUGUGUUGUCUCAUUUGAUAAUAUUGUGUACUGCAAUCCGGACUGACCUGUCGUGGCAUUCGCUGUAACAUGUCUAUGGAUUCCAGAUCCAUAGACUACAUUACUGAGUUUUUAGAAGCGAGUUACAGAAGUUAAACUACAAAUUAUACAUUUGAAAAACAUAAGAAAAAUAUCCAAAUGUAACCUUGUAGAACAUCUUCAACAUCUUUUGUUACGGCCAUCAGAAUACACAUGAGACUUUCUGUAACACGUCCUACACCAAUUGUUCAUUUUUAACAGGUAUAUUUUAUACCUCAGUGUUAACUAUGCCCACAUUGCCUUUCAUCGUCUGGCUAAUUUAUCAGAAGUCAACCUUCCUCCCAUUUUCCUUCCACAUGUUUUAACUCAAGAAAAAAAUUACUCUUGUAUCACCAAUGCUACUUAGUUACUGAAACAAAUUAAACAGAUGCAUUAAUUAUGAAUGACCAUUGCCACAUAGUUUGACCAUACAUUUUGUGUCAGAAGUUAUUGGUUAUGCGACAUCUUUUAACUGUGGUUAACUUUAGUAGCAUUAUUUAGCUGGAAAAUAGGUUACAGAGCAAGGUGUUACAGUACAUAACCUGUGCAACAGUUAUGAAAUUUUAGCCUGAUUAAUUUAGUCCUGUACAACAGCUACAUGAUAAGAUAAAUGCUUGAAGUAGGACAUGUGAGAUCCAAGCAAGCAUGUUCAUCAGAAACUUAAAGUGGCAAUUCUGUACGUUGGACUGGGAAGCACAGCCACCGUCACCAGCCGCCUCAGGGCAGACACAGCCUGUGAAGCAGGUCAUCACUGUAUUAGCAGAAAUAUCAAGUGCCACAGCUUUGAAAAAGAUCAGAUCCAAAUGAUAUGACACUUGAGAUGGAGUCAGUCUGAAACUUCUUAGGCAAAACAGGCAAGCAAAUAUUUAAAUUCCUUACUUGGAGAUCCUUGAAUACAAUUUGCCUCAUUUAAAUUAAUCUGUGUGUCUGUAGUUAAUAGAAGCUAUUUCUCAGCAGUUCAGAGGACCUAAUACAACAUAAGAUGCCUAUUAACAAGUGGAAAUAGGAUCUUCUGUAAACUACACUACCAGAUUGUCCCCAGACUUCUGUUUAAGGAUUUAUCCUACUCUUAUACAUGAGUAGUAAGCUUCUGCUUGUGGACACAAAAAUUGUCUGAUUUGCAGCUAAAGGAUAAGAGGCAAGUAGUCCAUGCAAUAAAUGGGUCCAAAAUAUAAAGGUUUCCAGUCUCUGAGUGGAUCGCUCUUCCACUGUAUUUCUAUAAAGUUGAGAGCUUUCUAUUGUAUUAAAUAAUUUUAGUGCAGCUUGUAACUUCCCCAAGAGCCCUUCAACUGUGCAAUGUGAACCGAGUACAUGUGUAAUUUCUAGGACAAGGUUAUAUAGGUCUAUCCUUCAGUGAUGAUCUGUGCAACUUUUCUGUUUGUUUAGUUUUUACUCUUAGUAUACUAAGAGUAGCUCCAGUACCUUAUUUCCUCUGAAAACAGUGAUUUAGAUACUGUAUGAUCAUUUCAUUUAACAGCUUACUAUUUCUACAUACCAAGAAUUAGCACAGGCUAAAGUGGACAACAUGGCAAAAACGAACAGUAAAAGAAAAUGCUUUGAUAAAUCAAUGCAACAGAAAUCAGAGCUAAAAUGCUAUUUUUGUGUGAUUAUUUACCAUGGAUACAAAUGGGCAGCCAGAUAUGAAAUAGCCUCAGCCUCCUUUUGGUUUAAAGCAGAGAAGAACAAUGACACAAUAUUAAAAAGGAAUCUCAUACUCACUCUGUUAUCUGUGAGUCAUUAUGCUUCUUUCCUUUAACAGGAGAAAUUUUUUUGGUGGGUUGAGGUUUUUUGUAAUCAAAGACUGGACAUGUCACUACAGCAUGCAGAAUAAAACGAGCAGAAAACACAA
This is a messenger RNA of Columba livia (rock pigeon), 4539 nucleotides long. RefSeq names its product galanin receptor type 1. The record is from RefSeq and is a predicted model, not a curated record. The coding region runs from base 524 to 1615 and encodes 363 amino acids. NCBI's taxonomy places the organism in Eukaryota, Metazoa, Chordata, Aves, Columbiformes, Columbidae. The transcript has 3 exons. Gene Ontology annotation, molecular function: G protein-coupled peptide receptor activity. Gene Ontology annotation, biological process: neuropeptide signaling pathway. Gene Ontology annotation, cellular component: plasma membrane.